CGCCUUCCUGAGCAAAAGGACUUGUUAGCAAAAGAAUCGACUGUCACUCCGCUGAAACGAAGCAAAGUUUUGCUGGGUGGAAGGAAAGCGCUCCUCUCCUGCUGCACCCGCAUAAGUUUCAGCGAAGAAGCUUCAUCAUCAUCGUCAUCUGUUAGGGCUUCGUCUCCGCCGCGCUCACCACCGCUCAUUCCAUUCACCACCCCGUGUUCACUGGUAUGUCAUUCUCAACCUCCAUCUCCCGUCAUUCCACUUAUUCUCGCUCCUAGUCUGCACAAGACCUUUACACUGUUCGGAUCUUUGAUAUGGCUGUACAAAGAGAACAAGUAGAAGACAAUGUUGAUUGUUGAUUCCGCUUGAUAUUAGAGUAUUACGGCUUCUCUUGUAUAGGAGGUUUCCUUACUCGGUUCAUAUUGCAUAAUCGGGUAGCAUCUCAAUCCUGGAUGUCGCUAGGUUAAAUGUUGACCAAUAGGCAUGGGGACCUUUUUGGAGCUUGAGAAAUGCAUUAUUGCACUCUUGGGAAAAUUCGAAUAAGUGGCGGUUGUUCGACCAUCUAAGGAUUUGUUCGCUCUAUCUGCUUCUAGGGUUGCAUACUCUUUAGUUGUACUCUGUUGGUGGAGCUCUGCACAAUGAACUAUGCAAAGUUGCUGUUACGAGAUCGAGCCAUCGUAUCUAUUGAGGAAUUCUGGACUGGCAUUUCAGUUACUGUUUUCCUUAAUUAAUUUGUACUAGUUGGUGGGAUGAACUUGGUUUGAGGGCACUGAAUGUACUUGCUUUUUGCAUUGCCCCAACUGCAGUGAGGUAGAGCGAUGCCAAAGGUCAGGACAAACCGUACGCAAUAUCCUGAUGGAUGGGAGUUGAUUGAGCCCACCCUUCGUGAGCUAGAUGCCAAGAUGAAGGAAGCGGAAACUGAUCCUCACGAUGGGAAGAGGAAGUGCGAAACUCUGUGGCCUAUUUUCAAGGUUUCCCAUCAGAGAAGCCGAUACAUUUUCGACCUCCACUACAAGAAGAAUGAGAUAUCCAAGGAGCUCUUUGAGUUCUGCUUGGACCAAGGCUAUGGGGACAAGAACCUUAUCGCCAAAUGGAAAAAGCCAGGAUAUGAACGACUGUGCUGCCUCCGAUGCAUGCAGACGAGGGAUCACAACUUUGGCACGACUUGUGUGUGCAGAGUUCCUCAGAAUCUGAAGGACGAGCAGGCUGUUGAAUGUGUACACUGUGGCUGCAAGGGUUGCGCAAGUGGGGAUUGAUUGCUGCUGUUUCUAAGGAAGAUACCCUUCUGUCUCCUUCUUGAAGCUGCAUUGGGAGACCAGGUCCUAAUAUCCUCUUCUUUAAGUAAUCUCUCUGCUUAGCGGAAAAUGAUCAACACAGUAACUACUCAGCAUGUGUAGUGAUAUAGCUUCAGUAUCCUGAAGUUAUCGAGUUUUGUUAAUGGAUCAAAUGAUAUGGAGUUGUUCACUGACUGGUUGAGAUAUAGAAAGUAUUGAACAGUUGCUUAGUGAUCUUGAAUUGAGUUUGUCCGGAUUGUAUAUGAUAAACUUCAGGGUUUCACUUUUCCUCAAAGUUAAAAUAAGGGCUGUUCGUUUAGAAGUUAUCUACUUAUCUUAGAAUUUUGAAAACCGCAAACAGUGUGUGGGGAAACAGUCCAAGCAAACAAACUUGUCCUCAACUUUUAUAGGUGGUAUCUACUCAGUACUCAGUGUUCCUUAAACUUCUAGAAACUAAAAUGUAAAUUUAUUUCUUUUACUUGGACAGUAAAAGCUAUGUUGUGGGGAAACAGUCAAACAGUCCAAACAACACAAGGUUUGUAUAUUAAAAAAAAUAGAGUUAGAUUGGGUAAGUGUCAUUUUCUGUUUUGUCAUUGGAAACGAGAUCUUCAGUGUUUUAUUGGUAUUUUAGACUUUUCAUGUUAAUUCAAUGAUCAACUUUUGCAAUUAUCUUUUCUUAAUUAACGUGAUUUUGAGCUUUUAAUAAUUUCUGGGAUGCACUAUUAAUAACUCCACUAAAAAUUUAAGGAGAAAAGUUUAACAAUGUACUUGUGACAAAGAGGUAACAUUGUGGAUCGAAUACCACGUAAAUGUGAUGAAUGUCAUUUAUGCAAUUUAAGGAAUAUCAAGACCACAUCUUUGGGAAGUGUGAUUUGAUGACGAGAAGGGUGCGGAUGCCUAGUCCUAUCUUAGAUUUGUUCAAGGGUGAAGAACUUACUUGUAACGAAUGGUACUGUACUCUCGAAGAGAUGGUGUCGGAUGGACAGUUGGAUAAUUUUCUGAUAACUAUUUCUAGUUCAUUUGAGAUGAAAGAAACUGUCAGAUUUGGAAUAAGUAGAAAUUCGAAGAGGGAGAAAUUUUGGGAAAUACGAAUCGAUGGGUUGAAGGAAUUUCUUGGACAUCUAAGUUCGGUACCAGAUCCACCACUACGACAUCGCAGUCUAUGACGACUACCAGGGAAAGGCUAUACAAAAUUAAUGUCAAGUUGUAUGUCACACAGGAGAGAAAGAUGAAAUUUGGGUAAACAAACCCCUGUUUCUUUGCUUUCUCAAUUAAACCCGAUUGGAGCCACAAAAAUUAUGGUAAUGGAUCCUGCUGAUGAUGCAGGUUCUUGACUGAUGGUAGUUUCUUGAUGCUGAUUAACUUGAUCUUGAUGAGGUUUUACUUCUCCUCGCAUUGAAAAAGAGAGGACUGUUUGUUUUGGAGUUUUCUGGGGAGUUUCAAACCCUGGAAACUAUAUGAUUUUGGAACCUGGAAACAGUACAAACAAACGAACUUGAGCCCAACUACUUCACAUUGUUGCGUGGGCAUUGUUUUGCUUUCAAGAAAGCUAGCUGUCUGAUAAGGUUUUAUAGCAAUAAUUAACAUUGUUGCGUGGACAUCUAUUAAAUGUACUUCAUUAUAUUUCGAUUGGUUAUAUUUAUAGAUUAAAUAAUUCUUAUAAUUUGGGUAGAGAAUUUGGGAUUGGAGUUCACUCAUUAGAAAAAAUAAUAUAAUAUUAUGUGCGAAAUCCGAUUAAUUCAUGAUCUAAAUAUCAAAACUCGUACGAUAGAAUUUGCUUAAGUCUAGCAUACACGAGACGGAACAAUGUAUAUUAAUAAAAAAAGAAAAUUAAA
Messenger RNA from Linum trigynum, 3097 nucleotides. Lineage: Eukaryota; Viridiplantae; Streptophyta; Magnoliopsida; Malpighiales; Linaceae. The record is from the annotation of a GenBank genome assembly.